CUGCUUUAACCUAAGCUUUGUCUGCACACUAUUGUUCACAUUUUCAACUUAACAGAUUAUGGAAGACGAUCCGUUUCUCGUUGUCAAGCACCAGGUGGAAGAAGCCUUGAAUAACGCAUCGACCUUGUUCGAUUCUUGGAAACGCAUUCAGCAAACAGUAUCUUCUCCCAAAAAUCAAGAGCUCUUGUGGACAGCCGAUGAGCUCAAUUCGUGCCUCGAAGCGAUCGAACAGGAUCUCGACGAUUUAGACGAAGCCUUUGCAGUAUCGCAAGCCAACCCUGGCAAAUUUAACCUGAACACUUCUGAUUUGAACUCUCGACGCUCGUUUUUGACAGAAUCACGAAACAUGAUACAAAAUAUACGAAAUACCAUGGCUAAUCCACCAGCAAAGAAACGAUGGGCAGGCAAAGGUUCUCCUUCCGAAGGAGAGGGCUCAAGCUCUUAUCGAAGUGUCAGAGAAGAAGACAAUGAUCAAUUUAUCGAGGACGAACGUCAGCAACAAAUGAUGAUGAUGAACGAGCAAGACACACACUUGGAUGGCAUGUCAGGGACACUGGUCAAUCUCAAAGAAAUAGCUGGUACUAUGAAUCAUGAGUUUGAUGAUCAAGCCAUGAUACUAGAUGAUCUUGGUGACCAUGUGGAUCGCUCUCAAGGACGGUUACAGAGGGCAAUGAGUAGAGUCAAGACUAUAUUAAAACAAGAAGAAGAAUCCAAGUCAGGUUAUUGCAUUUGCUGUCUAAUUAUCGUCCUGAUCAUUUUGCUAGUACUUGUCAUCGUCAUUUAAAUAUAUCUAUAUCCUUUGUAUAAUUUUAUCAUACUUUAUUGUUAUUAUUACUAAUAUGUUUUUGG
This is a messenger RNA of Zychaea mexicana, 849 nucleotides long. RefSeq names its product t-SNARE. Gene Ontology annotation, cellular component: SNARE complex; membrane; endomembrane system. The record is from RefSeq and is a predicted model, not a curated record. The transcript has 7 exons. Gene Ontology annotation, biological process: Golgi vesicle transport; intracellular protein transport; vesicle fusion. Gene Ontology annotation, molecular function: SNAP receptor activity; SNARE binding. Bases 59 to 784 code for a protein of 241 amino acids. NCBI's taxonomy places the organism in Eukaryota, Fungi, Mucoromycota, Mucoromycetes, Mucorales, Lichtheimiaceae.